AUAAUUUUUCAGUAAAGCAAACAUUUUUAAUUUUAUUAAUUGUUAUUAAGUUAUUAUUAUUAAUGCAUGACAAAUUUCGUUUUGACGUGAAGUCGAACAGCUUUCUUUUCUGUCAUUUCAUCACAGCCAUCUAUGAGAAACAACCUCAAACCUUUGACAUUUGUCUACGUGACAGUCGGCGGGAGCGCAGACCUAGUUCGAAUAAACCAAUGAGUAGACCCAACUCAUCCAACACUUAACAGUGCAGAGGUCACCUUGAAGAUCAAAAUUGAUACAUUUUUGAAAUUUGCAUUGCUCAAAAUUAAGGGUGAAGAAGUUCCUGUGCCCACUUUACAAACAAAGGUUACCACAAAAGGUAAAACUAUCGGCCAGGGUAGUUUUUUCGAAAGUGAAGUUGCGAGAGAAAUGGAACAAAAAGCAGGACAUAAAUUUGUGGGGCGCGGAACCCACAAGGGCAAGGGUAUUGCCGUUUUUACGAGUGGUGGCGAUUCACAGGGGAUGAAUGCCGCUGUAAGGGCUGUUGUAAGGACGGCGAUAUAUCUAGGUUGCAAAGUCUACUUUAUUAAGGAAGGUUACCAAGGCUUGGUCGACGGUGGCAAAAACAUCGUCGAAGCCCAUUGGGCAUCAGUUAGUUCUAUAAUCCACAAAGGAGGCACUGUCAUCGGUUCCGCGCGAUGCCUAGAAUUCAGAGAACGUGAUGGUCGCCUUAAGGCUGCUAAAAAUUUAAUAGAUAACGGCAUCACCAACUUGGUGUGCAUCGGCGGCGAUGGUAGUCUUACCGGAGCGGAUAUUUUUCGACAAGAGUGGAGCUCCCUUCUCGACGAACUGCUAAACAAAGGAUCCAUCACGGCAGAACAGCGACAAAAGUACCGCACUUUGCAAAUAGCCGGUCUUGUCGGAUCUAUAGAUAACGAUUUCUGCGGUACCGACAUGACAAUUGGUACCGAUACAGCCCUGCACAGAAUUAUCGAAGCCUGCGAUGCUAUCGUCAGUACGGCGUACUCCCAUCAAAGGACCUUCAUUAUGGAGGUUAUGGGUCGACACUGUGGUUACUUAGCUUUAGCCGCUGCACUGGCCAGUGAAGCUGAUUUCGCUUUUAUACCCGAGUGGCCGGCUGACCUCGAGUGGCAAGAAAAGUUAUGUCAUAAAUUGCACCAGGAACGCGCGAUGGGUCAGCGUCUGAACAUCAUCAUUGUAGCCGAAGGCGCCAUCGAUCGUAAUGGCGAAGCCAUCACAGCAGAGAUGAUCAAGAAAGUAGUAGUUGACAAUUUGCAACAGGACACCAGGAUUACCGUCUUAGGUCACGUGCAACGUGGUGGCAACCCUACGGCUUUUGACAGAAUUUUGGCUUGUCGCAUGGGAGCUGAAGCCGUCAUGGCUUUGAUGGAAUCUGACGAAAACACAGAACCUUGCGUUAUUUCGCUAGACGGUAAUCAGGCAGUGAGACUACCCUUGAUGGAGUGCGUGAAACGCACUAAGGCCGUGGCACAGGCAAUGGCUGACAAGAAAUUCGACUUGGCUGUGGAACUGCGAGGCAAGUCUUUCAUGCGCAAUUUGGAAACGUAUAAGCUUUUGACACGUUUGAGGCCGCCAAAGGGGUCCUAUGCCGACGAUGGACACAGGAACGUAUCGAAACUAAGUAUAUGGGGCCAGGAGCGUUACACUGUAGCUGUAAUGCACAUUGGAGCCCCAGCUUGUGGCAUGAACGCCGUGGUCAGAUCCUUCGUCCGUAACAGCAUAUACCGUGGAGACACUGUCUUGGGUAUUCAAGAAGGUGUAGAAGGUCUCAUCGCAGGAAACGUCAAAAAAAUGGAAUGGGCGGAAGUUGCCGGAUGGGUUAGUACUGGAGGUGCUAAUUUAGGCACCAAACGUACCUUGCCUGGAAAUCGCAUGGGUUUGGUGGCAGCCAGAUUGGCAGAAUUUAAGAUUCAAGGAUUACUCAUAAUUGGAGGUUUUGAAGCGUUCUCAGCAGCUUGUCAGUUCUUAGACGGUAGAAAAGAGCACUCAGCACUCAACAUACCCAUUGUGGUAAUUCCGGGUACCAUCAGUAACAACGUCCCUGGAACUGAAUUUUCGCUGGGUUGCGACACUGCGCUUAAUGAGAUUACCGAAAUUUGCGAUCGAAUCAGACAGUCUGCGCAGGGAACGAAAAGAAGAGUGUUUAUCAUCGAAACUAUGGGAGGCUAUUGUGGGUAUUUGGCAACACUUGCCGGUAUAGCUGGUGGUGCAGAUGCCGCUUACAUUCACGAAGAAAAAUUCACAAUUAAAGAUUUGCAACAAGACGUAUACCACAUGGCUGCUAAAAUGGCCGAAGGUGUUCAAAGGGGUUUAAUUUUACGUAACGAAAAGGCGAACGAAAAUUACAAUACCGACUUCAUCUAUCGUCUUUAUUGCGAGGAAGGGAAAGGACUGUUUAGUGCAAGAAUGAAUGUACUAGGACACAUGCAACAAGGCGGUUCGCCCACCCCUUACGAUCGAAAUCUUGGUACGAAAAUGGCCUCUAAAGCUGUAGAGUGGAUUGGAAAUCAACUGAAAGAGCACUCUCGUCCCGAUGGAUCCACUGAUUGUACUGAUCCAAACAGCAUAGUUCUUUUAGGAAUUGUGAAACGACAAUACAAAUUUACGUCGAUUGCUGAACUGAGAGAACAAACUAACUUUGAUUUGCGCGUGCCAAAGGAACAGUGGUGGUUGAAGUUGCGCCCGUUGGCGCGUAUUUUGUCAAAGCAUGAUUCGGCGUACGAUGAGGAAGGAAUGUACAUGACCGUUGAGGAUCGUCAUAUUUCCAAUUAGGUGCUGGUUACUGUGCCAUUUUGAUGUCGAUAAUAAUAUGUAGCAAAAUUUACGUUUUAUGAGGCUUACAGAUUUUAUUUAUUUUAUUUAUGUAAAUAUAUUAUACAUGAUGAUUAGUUCAUUAAUUUGAUAGGGAAUUUUAAAAAACAUUUUAGGCGAUUUAAGGUUUUUUAAAAUGUUAGAAGACUGUAUCCAGUGGAUGUUAUUAUUUAGCUGAAGUCUUUCAAAAUCAAACGUGAAUAUAAUAUAGCGAUUUUGUAACCAAAAAUGUAAACGUGUUUGUUAUAUCAAUAAACGUGAGUUAAUAUAC
Messenger RNA from Zophobas morio, 3100 nucleotides. Its product is annotated as ATP-dependent 6-phosphofructokinase. Gene Ontology annotation, cellular component: 6-phosphofructokinase complex; cytoplasm. The record is from RefSeq and is a predicted model, not a curated record. Gene Ontology annotation, molecular function: 6-phosphofructokinase activity; ATP binding; fructose-6-phosphate binding. Gene Ontology annotation, biological process: fructose 6-phosphate metabolic process; fructose 1,6-bisphosphate metabolic process; canonical glycolysis. Bases 406 to 2790 code for a protein of 794 amino acids. The transcript has 14 exons. Lineage: Eukaryota; Metazoa; Arthropoda; Insecta; Coleoptera; Tenebrionidae.